ACGACACUAAACUACGACUCCGAGUGUGACAUUACCUGGUCUUAGCGUAAACUACAGUAUUCUCUUCACCACAGGCUCGUUGCGGAGAUUCUUGCCCAAUUCUACCAAACGAAACAAUUCACUAUUCGACAUUAGUGUUCUAAGCUAUACCGACAAUUAUGGGUAGAUUGCUUAAAAUGAUCGUUACAUUGUCCGUGGUUGCUUUGAUAUGGCAAAGCAGCAAUGCAUUUCGUAUGCACGUGGGGAACCGGAACUCACCUCUCUUGUCACAAGUUUGGGACUUCGGACAUCAUGCCAACGAAUUUUGGAACUGGUAUCCAUGGCAACAGUUUAAAGAUCCGUUCAUAUCAAACUUUCAUAACGACCUGUUUGGAAAUUCCUUCAAACUCCAUAACUCAUUGGUAGCAGAGAAUCCAAAGGGUGUUGAAAGUGGUGACCGAGUAAGGGAUGUGCAAAAUGUCCAGACCAGAUGCGGCUGCUGUAAUUCCCAGAAUGGAGAUAAUAAAGGACAGAAAAGUCUAAAUCUAAGGAGUGAAAAAGAGGCAGUGGAAGAAAGGCAGAGAGAAGUUGCCAGACAACAAGAAGUUGAAAGACUUCGUCUUGAAAAUGAGAGACAGCAGAAACAGCUUGAAGAAGAGAAACACAAACUACUCAGGCGCCAACAAGAAAUUGAACAGGAGCUUAUUCAGCGAAAACAAUUAUCACAACAACAAGAACUUGAAAUGGAGAGACAACGCAAAGAGGCUCUAAGACGCGAGAUGGAAGAGAAGAAACAAAGACAAGCCCAAAUAAAUAAACUGGAACGUCAGAGACAACGUGAAAUUAAACAACAAGAGUUAGCGCAUCAACAGGAACUUGAAAUGGAAAGACGACACAUGGAGGAGUCAAGAAAAGAAAGAGAAGCAAACAAACAGAGACAAGAACAAAUCAGAAAACAAGAAAUUGAAAGACAAAGACAACUUGAACUUCAGAGGCAACGUGAAUUACAUAGACAAAGAGAACAGAAAUCUAGAAUGGGACAUGAAAAGACACAAAAUCAAAGAAAUGAUAACUUCAGAAACCAACCAAAUGGACACCAGCAACAUGGUUCCAAACCAGCAGGAAGAAAAGUUGAAGUUGUAUCCCUCAUGAUGAAAGACUAUGAUCCGGAGGAUUUUACAAUAACAACACAUGGCAACAUACUGUCACUUGAAGGAAAGCAUGAAUGUAGAUGCCAUGAAAACUGUUUUGAAAGGGAGCUCAGUAGAAGGAUUGUACUUCCUCAGGGGAUUGAUACAGGAAGUCUGAGUGCAAACUAUCAAAAAGAUGGAACCUUGAAAAUAGAGGGAUUACAAUAUCAUCAUCACAUUCCUUUAAUUGAUUCCAAAUUAUUAGUAAAAGGUGAAGGGAUCCAAAGAAAAUCUGAUGCAAAAUGCAAUAAUCUUAAAUCUGGGAUAAAACUGAAAAAGAUGAACAAAGCAACUGGUAUAGUUAUGGAUGAUGUUCCUAUGGCGACGAGUAAAACACCAAGAUUUGAAAAAGAACACAAUGAUGAUGGUAUCACUAUUGAAGUGGUCGACGAACACUAUUAA
Saccoglossus kowalevskii is the source of this 1571-nucleotide messenger RNA. RefSeq lists its product as uncharacterized. The record is from RefSeq and is a predicted model, not a curated record. Lineage: Eukaryota; Metazoa; Hemichordata; Enteropneusta; Harrimaniidae.